This is a messenger RNA of Anneissia japonica, 2360 nucleotides long. Its product is annotated as tetratricopeptide repeat protein 13-like. Lineage: Eukaryota; Metazoa; Echinodermata; Crinoidea; Comatulida; Comatulidae. Gene Ontology annotation, molecular function: protein binding. The record is from RefSeq and is a predicted model, not a curated record.
GCGAAUUUUUGUGUUGUGUGUGAGAGCAUAGAAUAUUGAUCGGCAUGGGUGCGUUAAGAGUUUUAGUAGUCUUUUUAGCUUUUUUGUCAAGUUGUACGUCUGAUCCUCCCGAUAAAAAUGUGCAAUGUAACAUGAAAGUCAAUGUAAACCAAGCGAAAACCCAGUGUUCUACGUCGUCAAACACAGUUUUUGGUAUUCCAGUGGAAAGUCUGAUCUUAGGGGCUGCGCCGAUCGAGCUGAAGUCCGCCGACGAAGGUAGCUUGGCGUACCAACACUCAUAUAUUGACAACAUAGCUGGCCUAGGCCUAAGCUACAAAGAGAGCAGUUGUGCUCACUGCGAUUUCACAGGCACAACUGACAAUUAUUUGGGAAUAAUAUCAAUUGGAGAAAUUGUUCCACAAUGUGGUUUUGAUGAAGAUGUUGAAUAUGAAAUACCAGUUCUUUGUGCCAAGUCGGCUAAGAAAAUUAUCUACUCCGAAAUACCUACAGAAACUGACGACAAUGAACGGGAUGAUAAAGUGAUUAUAAAUGAAUCUAAAAUAGAGACAUAUGCAAACACUAUGGUUGAAAGAAAACUCAUUCCAUUUCAAUCAGAAGAUGAAAGCAUAAACAGAAGGCUAGCAUCUGGUGUUAUAUUAUUGAAUAUUGGUCAGCUCAACAAGGCGAUUAAACAAUUAACAGAACUUAUUGAUGAUCAUUCAGACUUAUUAAGUGCGUAUCAUGCCCGGGGUGCUGCCUAUGCCAAGAAAGGCAUACAGUAUCCACUAAAUGCUGAACUUGCAAUUCAAGAUUUUACAAAAGCAAUUGAAAUUGAUCCAGACGUGGCUGAGAGCUGGGAAAAGAGAGCAGAGGAAGCAAUUAAAGUAUUUGAGCAAACACUGAAACAGAAACCAGAGUUGGUUGAUUGUAUCAGAAGUUUAGCACAUGCCUACAGGGAGCUUGGUGAUUAUGAUUCUGCUCUGAAGCAGUUCAACAAGGCCUUAACGAUUGAUCCGAACCAUGUGCAAUCUCUCCAGCUUAGAGGAUCACUCCUGUAUCAUGGUGGUAAGCCCGCUGAAGCCCUUCCUGAUUUUAAGGCCUGCUUGGCCCUGGAGCCGUAUAAUGAGGUAUGCCAGUACAUGAAGGGGUUGUCCUAUGCAGCUAUAGGGCAGUAUUUUGAGGCUAUAAAAUCCAACACAAAGAUCAUGCUGCGACAGCAGAUUCAUCACCAUCAUGCAAUUUUCAGUAAUGAGUACAACAGAGUAAUUUAUUUGAGAGAGUACUCUAGGUAUGUACAUGCUCGCUUGGAUAGCCCAUUUCAAGACUAUAAUGCUGGUGUGGACUUAGAUCCUAUUUUUAAAGAUCGCUGGGUCAAAGGUAUCCCAUUUCAACAUUUCAACUAUGUGGAGCAGCCGGGUCUGUCCCCAGACAUAGAAGAUGUUGAAGAGAUCUCCUUUGAGGAACUUAGCGACGAUGCUCAGAAGUUAAUCUGUAAGGGAGCGAUGAUUGGUCCUCUUACCCAGUAUGAUGCCGACGGUUUCUUGCCAAAUAAACGGGUCCACUUAGCCAUGGGUCUUGCUGCAAUAGAUGUUGCACAGCACGUGAAACAGUUUUGGAAAAUGCCACGGACAUUCAAGAAUAUUUACGGAAAAAGAUUCAUGUGGCGAGAUUUAUUUGAUGUUGCUAUUAAAUGGAGGAGCCUUGGAAAACCAGAGGAAAAACUUAUCAGUGCGAUAGAAAAAGUUGACAGCUGCGAGCGGCUGUUGCAGGUGGUGAAGAAGAUAAAGAUGACCACUCCCCUUGGGCCUGGAUUCAUGGUAUCAACAAAAAUUGCAGCAUUUAAAGAUAGUAGUAAACGAUUAGAAGGAUCAAUUUUUGCGUUAACAGGAGAUGUAACUGGGAAUGUUCUCUUUUCGCUUGAUACGGCAACGACAAAGAAACGGACAGAACAGUACUAUGUAGAGUUAGAUUACAUUUGGCAGAGUUUGACGGAAGAAAUGAAAAAGGCUCAUGGUUCUCUAAAAGACUCAGAGCUUGAACGCAUCACAAACCUAAUUCUUUCACUGGCAUACUAUUUUUACAAUCUUAUGCCGUUAUCAAGAGGGAGUAGUGUUGUUGCAUAUACAGUAGCCAUUGGUUUGGUGUUAGCCAUUGGGAAAGAAGUAACUGGGAAGAUUCCUAAAGGAAAAGUUGUUGAUAUUGAAGCUAUCCUAGCUGGAACACCAGAAACAUUUGCAAGUCUUUCAAAAAGUUGGAUGAAUAUUCAAACGUUAGUAUUCUCUGCUCAUUACAUCCCUUGUCACUUGUGCGUUUCCUUUCUCUCUACAUAUAUACAUACAUACAUAUCAACUACCAUCAGAUCUUGAUCCAUUUUGGUGCAU